AAAUAGUUACUUCCACGCGAUAUUUGCCAAACACUUAUCAAUAACGUUAACCUGCAGAUAGUGAUGAGUUAGUCGAUUGUGGCAGUUUCGAAACAAAUUUUUUCGUUUAAUUAGCGCCAAAAUUCCAUCCGCUGUAAACAUCAAAAAAGAGAACGCUAAAUUGGACGAGCUCUUAUUAGCAGUACACUUUUCGAUAAUGAAUCACUGAUUAUACAAUUCUGGCAACAUCGGUAAAUGGAAAAUUACUAUAAAUCACUGAAGGAAAAAUGCAACAGGAAAUCCACAUUUUCUCUCAUUUUUAACGAGUUCCCGUAGAUAACGAGACUUGGGGACAACUUUGGGCCUGAAGCAUUUUUAGAAAACCACGUGCUUUUGAUUUUACACGUGACAAACCAAUCAGUUUUCCAACCACAUUUGGUGUUAUCUUGUCGGAGGAGCGCAGUCGCUUGGAACACAUGAAAUGUAAAAGAGUAAAAGUUGAGUGGUGCGUGGAGACUGUGUAGGGAAACUUAUUGUUGUUGUUGUUCUUUGUUUUGAAGAAGUGGUAAAGACUGUAACCCGCCAAGAUGGAUGGGGCUUACGAUUUAGAUACCAUGAUGGGAUAUCUUGGUGAUUUCGGCAGAUAUCAGAUGUGGCAAUUCACUCUCCACAUCCUCUCUGCUGUAACUGCUGGCCUUCACAUGUUGUCUUUGGUAACCGUGGCCGCUAUACCUGAACACAGAUGCGAGAUUCCCGACGUAGAUGUGAACCACACAAUGACACAAUUAAACGACACAGAACUGGCAUUAUACAUCCCUACGUCUCCUAUGGGGGGUUUCGAUAGUUGCAGCCUCCUGAACAUCACGACCAACGAUUCUUACAAGUGUGAUAUAUGGGUGUACGACGACACCUACUACAAGACUUCAAGAGCAAUCGAAUGGAGCUUUGUCUGUGAUAACCGCUGGAUGGGCGCUGUCGCUCAGUCGAUCUAUAUGUUUGGGGUAUUCACCGGGGCUGUCACUCUUGGCAAUAUGGCGGACAAAUUUGGACGAAAACCCAUAUUCGUCUGGUCGGCUGUGUUGCAGUUAGUUAUUGGUGUUGCGGUGGCCUUCACACCGGAUUAUUAUUCAUUUUUGGCUCUACGAUAUUUAUACGGGAUUUUUGGAUCUGCGGGCAGCUAUAUAACAGGUUUUGUCCUCACAAUGGAACUGGUUGGUCCAAGCAAACGUUCAAUGUGCGGUGUGGCCUUUCAAGCAGCCUUUGCCUGCGGAAUAAUGUUGGUGGCAGGUUGGGGAGCCCUCAUUAAAGAUCGCCAACUCCUACAAAUCAUCUACGGUCUUCAUAGUGCAGUGCUAAUUGGCCACUUCUGGCUAAUGGAUGAGUCACCGCGAUGGCUUUGGGCCAACGGUCGGGCGCGCGAAGCCGUAGAAAUAGUUAAAAAAGCGUUAAAAAUGAAUCGAAGUCCUAUAAGUCUCGAAACAGCCGAAUUCGUUUCAAAAGGUACUGCUGAGAGCAGAACCAAGACUGAAGACUCUGCUGGAGUACUAGAUUUGUUCAAAACACCAAAUUUACGAAUCAAAACUCUUAAUGUGUGCUUGAACUGGUUUGCUAAUUCUCUUGUGUAUUACGGGUUAUCACUAAACACAGGACAGCUAAGUGGUGAUCCCUAUCUUAUUCUCUUCGUCAUGGGUUUGGUUGAACUGCCUAGUUAUGUUCUCACUGUGUAUUUAAUGGACAGAAUGGGCAGACGAUCUUUAACUGCUCUUAACAUGAUCUUAGGUGGCAUUUGCUGCAUUACUGCGGCCAACCUUGUUAUGGGAAGCACCGAAUCCACAGCUUUUGUCGUUGUGGGUAAAUUCCUCAUCGCUAGUUCUUUUGCAAUCAUUUAUAACUACUCCGCUGAACUUUUCCCUACAGUUGUCAGGAAUUCGGCUCUGGGAAUAGGGGCCAUGUGUGCGAGAACUUCAGGCGCUUUAACGCCUCUUAUUACUCUUCUUGAUUCUUUCGAUCCCAAGCUGCCUUCUAUAAUAUUCGCUGUCAUAGCUCUUAUCUCCGGUUUUCUAACCCUAUUCCUUCCAGAAACUUUGAAUAAACCCAUGCCUCAAACUAUACAAGAUGGCGAAGAGUUUGGGAAGGGCGACACAUUUUUCACUUCUUGGCGUAAAAAGAAGACACCUGAUGUGGAAGAACCAGUCACCGCCAAAUCCCCAACUUCUGAACAAAUGCAACCACUUGGAGUAACUAGGUGAAUUGCACACCGUAAAGUUCAACUUAGAAAGACAUAAAACAACGUAAUUGUUUUCUACUUUUUUUAGUAUUUAUUUACAACUUAAUUUCUGCACCAAAGUAAUUCAUUUCAAUCUCUGGACCCUUUGUAGUGAUUUAAAUUUUUCAUGGUACAAAUAGGCUUUAUUAAAGUAUGCCAAGCUGCAUCGGUUUCUUGUAAGAAUUAGAACAAUUUGUAACAAAAAUUUACUAAAUCUGUAUUUUUAAAAUGUUUCCUUCAGUUCGCCAAUGUCUUCCGCAAUUGAUAUUAAUUAGUGUUAUUAUAGGAAAUACAAUUUUUGAACUGUUGUUAUUGUCGACUGCUGGCUUCGUACGAAGUGGGCAAACGAUAAAAAUGAUCUCAUACAUUUCUGUUAUUUUAUUGUUAAUCACCGCCACCGCUUUGCACAAGUUAUGAUUUAAGGAACAUAGUCAAUAAUAAUGAAUGUUUAUUGUGCAGAACUUAAGUUGUGGUUUUACUACUUGUGCAUAACAUAUUUAUUGAUAAAAUAAAUAUUUCUACAGGCGCUAAA
Messenger RNA from Zophobas morio, 2777 nucleotides. RefSeq names its product organic cation transporter protein. Gene Ontology annotation, biological process: transmembrane transport. The transcript is spliced from 5 exons. The coding region runs from base 567 to 2228 and encodes 553 amino acids. Gene Ontology annotation, cellular component: membrane. Gene Ontology annotation, molecular function: transmembrane transporter activity. Lineage: Eukaryota; Metazoa; Arthropoda; Insecta; Coleoptera; Tenebrionidae. The record is from RefSeq and is a predicted model, not a curated record.